Aspergillus sclerotioniger CBS 115572 is the source of this 1554-nucleotide messenger RNA. RefSeq names its product general substrate transporter. The transcript is spliced from 3 exons. Gene Ontology annotation, biological process: transmembrane transport; carbohydrate transport. Gene Ontology annotation, molecular function: carbohydrate:proton symporter activity. The coding region runs from base 1 to 1554 and encodes 517 amino acids. The record is from RefSeq and is a predicted model, not a curated record. Gene Ontology annotation, cellular component: membrane. NCBI's taxonomy places the organism in Eukaryota, Fungi, Ascomycota, Eurotiomycetes, Eurotiales, Aspergillaceae.
AUGGCCGAUGAAUUGGAUAGCCAUCCCUUUGAUCUCGGAAAAGACGUCAGUCAGGCACACCAUGUCGAUUUCGCUGCAGAGAGCAGUAGAUCGCCACAGGAACGAACAACCAAUGCCUUCCUACUCCUCACUUGCACGGCUUUUGGCGCAGCCUCGUUAGUAUUUGGUUUUGAUGACAAGAUCAUUUCGCCGGUGGCUGCAUUGGGUUCAUUCGUCGAUAGGUAUCAAGGCCCCGAGCCAGUAACGGGCAACCUUGUCUUGACAGCACGCAAUCAAAAUCUUGUGUUUUCCGUUCCUUUGCUCGGCUCAAUCCUAGGAGGGUUGACAGCCUCUCCUCUAAAUGCCGGCUUGGGCCGUAAACGCCCCUUGUUGAUCGCGUAUAUUAUUUCCAUUGGCGGCGGGUUGCUCCAGGUGCUGGCCCCAAAUCUGGGAGCCUUUGUAUCGGGUCGUUUCAUCAACGGAAUUGCUAUGGGAAUUGCCAAUACCACGGCUCCCCUGUAUCUUUCAGAGAUUGUACCUGCCUCCCUGAGAGGAAGGAGCGUAUCGUUGUUCAAUAUCUUAAACCUGGUUGCUGGUGUCUUGGGUGCCGUUGUGGUGUUGUGCACGCACAAAUUACAAGGCAGGAGUUCGUACAUGAUACCAUUGGCCGUGCAGUGUGCUUUGCCUGCUCUCCUACUUAUUUCGACAUUGCCUUUGCCCGAGAGUCCGCAAUGGCUCGUUUCGAAAGGCAGGGUGGAUCAGGCUCGUAGCAACCUGCGGAGACUGCACCACUGCAGUGAACAACGGGUUGAUAAUGAGAUCCGAAACAUGGAACGCUCCGAAGAGGGUUCGAAAACCAAUGCACCCUUUUGGGAUAUCUUCUCCAGGAAACACCUGCAGCGCACCGUGAUCGCCGGUUCUUUCUAUUCCUUGAACCAAAUCUCCGGCAUCAUUCUCUCGACAACCUACAGCACUGUUUUUCUCUCCGAGAUUGGCAUCGGAGAUCCUUUCUCGUUAACCGUCAUAGCCUCCUGUUGCACUCUUGCAGGUACGAUCGCUGCCCCCUUGGUGCUUGACCGGGCGGGUCGUCGCCCUACUGCAUUGGUGGGCAUGGGUAUCCUGUUCAUCAUCGACGCGAUGGCUGGGGGCCUGGCGUUUAAUAGGGGAGACCGUCGUUCCGCCAUGGCAAUUGCGGCCUUGUCCUUCAUUUUCAACUUCUUCUGGGCUUCCUCGUUUUCCCCAUUGUCAACCCUUCUGCCUUCGGAAAUGGCCACCCCCAAGCUUCGCCACCACACCAUGGCUUAUACCAUCGCCUGUGCUCAAACAACGGCAGUUAUCACCACUCUAGUGGUGCCCCAGCUGACAGCGGCUGAUGCGGCAAAUUUAGGCCCAAAGACAUACGUUGUAUUUGCCGGUUGCAUGGGCUGCAUUCUGAUAUUCGCAUACCUUUCCAUCCCUGAAACCAAAGGUCGAACCUUUGUGGAAAUCGACGCAAUGUAUGAUGCCAAGAUUCCUGCCCGGAAAUGGAGACAGCAUUGGUCUUCGCUCGAGAAGACGAUGGAUUCAGGUUCCUAA